Molecule: messenger RNA, 507 nt
Organism: Cetraspora pellucida
Lineage: Eukaryota; Fungi; Glomeromycota; Glomeromycetes; Diversisporales; Gigasporaceae
Source: the annotation of a GenBank genome assembly
AUGUCAAAAAUGGAUUCAGUAAAUCUACCACCGUACACUGAUUUGACUUUUGCACAAAUUGAAGAAACAUUAGGAAAGUCGGUUCUAAUAGAAUUAAAAAAUGGUGAAACGUUUGAAGGACAUUUGUAUAAUAUAGAUCCCGUGACUUUUACGGUAAUUUUAUUACAGGUUGGAGAUCUUCAUAUAACAGAUAAACUUCCGUCAAAAUACAAGAUAUUGAUCGUUAAAGACUUUGACAUAUCAAAAUUCACAGUAAACAACGAUAAAGAAACAAUACCCAGAAACUUACUGGAUUCCGUAAUCAAUGAACAUGCAGAAGAUUAUGUUAUAGAUUCAGACAAAAUGCGACAAAGAAGAGAAAACUUGAUCUCGUUAUUUGCGUUGCAACGAAUUCCGGUGACUCACAACGAAAAUGACCCAGUUAUUCAUAUCAUGGGUCGUGCUCAUAUUGCACCACCAUAUGUAGUAUCUUCUGUUGAAUGUGAUAACGAAAUAAUUUUAGAAAGA